AUGGGAGUGUCGUCCUUAAAUAUGCUCGAGCCGAUACUGUUCGAUCUUCAGUUAGAGUUCGCACAGAAUCUACCCAUCCGUCGCUAUUCCACAAGCGGCGGAAUUUCACGUCUUGACCGAACUGUUUGUCAACGCCUAGUGUCCUCAGAUCUUCCUUCAUCACCUCCGUUCAGAGGUUUCUUUUCCGAUCAGGAGCCCUUUUCCAGUAAGAGUCUGGAAACAUCCUCUGCUGCAAAUCCUACCUCACGCUUCAAAGCGGCGCAUCGGUUGGAACGUUUACUGCAAGAAGUCGUGAACUGGCAGACAGUCUCAGAAAACGCCGUGUUGGCAUAUGCUGUAAACAGAAGACUCGCUGGAAAAGCUCCAUGUCAAGGGAAUUGGGCGAUGACUACAAGCACAUCAAAUAGCAGUUUCGUUCGUAUCAUAUUGAACGAGUCGUUUAGAAACAGCGUCACAGCGGUGGAUCGACUAUCGGAUCGCCUGAUGGCUGUAAAAGUGGACACGAGAGAAGUGGAAUUGCGAGUCGUCUCUGCUUAUGCGCCACAAGUGGGUUGUAGUGAAGAAGAGAAGGUGUGCUUUUGGGAAGAUCUGGAGCAGUACGUCCAACCCCUGGAAGGCGAAGAAGUACUUCUAAUCGGAGGAGACGUCAACGGACAUGUCGGUUCUCGGAAAGACGGGUUCGAGAGUUGUCAUGGUGGAUACGGCUGUGGAGCUCUUAACGACGACGGGUUGCGAAUCCUGGAGUAUGCUCUUGCAAGUGACUUGAUCAUUGCCAACACGCAAAAUCGGGAAAGAAAAUCGCAUUUGAUCACUUACACCAACGGAGGUCCUGAAACACAAAUAGAUUUCUGGAUGUUACAUCGACGAGAUCGCCGACUACUUCGGGAUUCAAAAGUCAUCCCUACAGACCAUGUCGCUGCCCAACAUCAUUUGCUCGUCAUACACUUGAAAAUCUUCCGUCCUAGGAAAAGACAUCCAAGGACUGAAACACAGCGCAUCAAAUGGUGGAAUCUGAAGGAUCGAAAGAGAAACAAGGACGUUCAGGCGGCAAUUCGUGAAAAGAGGUCCAAAUGUAAGCUCUGGUGGAGGAUACGUCAUCCUGAAGAUCGUGAUGCUCACCUAGCAGAGAAGAGGGAGGCCAGGAAGGCAGUCUUCAUGGCGAAAACCGACCGCUACAAGGCUGUGUACGACAUGCUUGAUACCAGAGAAGGCGAGAGGGCAGUGUAUCGUAUAGUCAGAGCGCGCCAUCGCUUAACGUUGGAUAUGGAGCACACCGAAAUCGUUCAGGGAAUUCUGAUGAAGCCGUUCUGCGCCGCCCUGGGUCCUGUUCUACCCAAUACUGCACUCGAAGUUAGUGCCGCCCUCCCAAAAAUGAAGACAAACAAGGCAACCAGUCCUGAGAUCGAGGGUUCCGAAGAAGGCGACGACGCCGAAACGUUAGCCAGAAUAACGAUCAAUAACAAUCUUGGUUCUGCUUAA
Messenger RNA from Necator americanus (New World hookworm), 1479 nucleotides. RefSeq lists its product as uncharacterized. The record is from RefSeq and is a predicted model, not a curated record. The transcript has 5 exons. Gene Ontology annotation, cellular component: nucleus. Gene Ontology annotation, biological process: chromatin remodeling. Bases 1 to 1479 code for a protein of 492 amino acids. Lineage: Eukaryota; Metazoa; Nematoda; Chromadorea; Rhabditida; Ancylostomatidae.